AUGGACUCGACCAAGGAUAUUCUAGCACAGUCGGAGCAGUCAAUAAAUGAUCUAAUUUCAACUUCAGACAACAUACAUCAAACCACGACAGAAACACCUUCAAACUCAGGAAAUCAUGCAAUCAACUCUAUCAAUUCCAACGUAAACAACAAACUCACAGCGGAUCCUCCAAGGGAAAGAAAGGUGUUGAGCCUAAUCGCGGAUCCAAUUUCGUACUACGAAAUGGGGCAGCGGGGUGCAUUUGGAAGGGAAGGAAAAUUUGGACCUGGUGGGAUCACAGUUCCGAGGAGAACGAUGUCGUUAACUUAUACGAAGCGAAAUUCAAAUAGCGUUGAUUCCAAUCCUGUAACAUUCACCAGUGAACUUACCCGUGGUUUAACCAAAGAAAAACAAGCGAAUACGGCUGAUGUGUUCCAAGGAUCUCCAACCGAUGGUGGAGCUGAUAGAAACUAUCAACCCUCGACAAGUCUUUAUUCGUCUAUCGGCAAAAAUUUCGAUGAGAUAUCUCAAAACUCUUCUUCUUCGUUACAACCAAUUCAUGAGAAAGCAAUGUCAGAUGCUUUCGAAGUGAAAAACUCUCAUCAUAACCGGGCACAUUCUUACACACCUGGCGCCGGUGAUUUGUCGAUUCCCCUGGAAAUUCCCAGGCGUCCGACAUCAUCAGGUCCACAAUUUUUCGAAGGACAGGCCUCCACUCCUGCUAGCGAAGAUCUGGCGAAUAACGGAGACCAUUGGCAAGACUUCUUGGAAGGUUAUGCUCAGGGAAAAUUUGAUCCGGUGUCGAUUCCAAAAAAACCACGACGAUCGUCAGGAAAAAAAUCUAGAGAUGGCAGUUGUAGAUGUAGCGUACCAGUUUCGCCACUUUCUGAAUGCGAUAGUUGCAGUAAUGUGGUGAUCAGUAUGUCUUUGACACAAGCUGUCCUUAAGGAGGAAGAAGAAUCCUUGUCAGAAUCGGAGACGACUACUGAUAACGGUGAUGGUGAUGAUCGUGACGCUGAAGAAGGUUUGGGUUACUCGGAGACUUCGCGAGAAGUUAGUUUUUGUGGUCACGCCAUCUUACAAAAAGAUGGUGAACCACUUGUGGUUUGUGAUGCACUGAAGGACUGGCGAUUUAAGAAAAACCCUCUUGUCACCAAUUCACCUUUUGUCAGAUUUUAUGCCGGUGCUCCUUUGCGAACUAAAGAUGGUCAUAAUGUUGGCACCUUGUGUUUGAUAGACAGUAAGCCAAGAUGUGAUUUUAGCGAAUCGGACCGUAAGCAAUUACGAGAUUUUGCCAUGGUGGUCAUGCGAGAAUUGGAACUUUGGGCCGAUCGGUUAAGGUUGGGAGUGAGGAAUAAGAUGCAGAAGAGUAUCGCCGAGUUCAGCAAGUUCUGCCUCGAAACUCAAUUGGCACACGAGAAUAACGCUUCAAAGAGAAAGGAAUCAGCGUGGGUCGGUGGUCGCAGUUCCGAUUGCGAUCCGGUCAUGCAGCAAUAUUUUGAUAAGGCGGUGACACUGAUCCGCGAAACGUUGGAUGUCGACAUCAUAUAUAUCCUUGAAAUGCCUGCCUUGUCCUCACGACCGAUCACCUCUACUACCAGUCGACCAUCAAACAACGAUUUCCUACUGAAUAAUUCACCUCCGGAACCCCCCACCAAACGUCUAAAGUUUUUAGCAUCAUCCGGACUCACGAUUUCUCCGGAUGCGAUCAACACACCCAACACAACUUCAUUUUUAACGCACCUGAUGCAAACAUACUCCCAAGGUUACAUAUUUCAAAACGCCCUUCCUCCUAUACCGACACUUUUCCCCUGUGACAUGCACUCGGGCAUAGUGGUUCCCAUAUAUGAUAACUCACGAAACGCCUUUGGAUUUCUCAUUGCGCUCACCAAAGAUCUCGUCCGACAGUUCGAAGAAGAGGAGCGCGUGUAUCUGGGAAAUUUCGGAGUGAAUGUGGUCAGUGAAGUGUUGAAGAGGCGUGUCAUUGUGGCCGAUCGGGCGAAAGGUGCAUUCAUCAGCUCGAUGUCACACGAAUUGAGAACACCCUUACACGGGAUACUGGCCAGUUGUGAAUUGAUGGCGGAAAACCCUAUGAACGAGACACAAUUAGAAUUACUCAAGACCAUUCAGAGGUGUGGCGCUAGUCUAAUCUCAAUACUCAAUAAUGUCUUGGACUACGUGAAAUUAGAGAGUUCACAGGAACUGAACACCGCUUUACGCUACUCGAAAUUAUCAUCACCACCUCAGGAUGGUGAUGUCGAAGACGCUGUGAAUUCGUCAGAACAACAAAGUGAUCCCUCACAUCACCGGCACAUCCGAACCGACCAUGCCAGGCCAAAAGAAAAAAUAAAUCUAGUUAAGAUUUUGGAGGAGGUUGCGGAAUCAUGUGUUGUCGGACAACAAAUGGCUUCAACCAUUUACGGAAAAGGCGAUCGACGGUUUGACGUUGAAGAAAUUUCAGUCACGUCCGGACAGGUGAGGAAGCAACGAGUUUGUGAAUUGUUGGGUCCGAAUCGCAAGCUGGCGAUCGAUCAAAAUGUUGAGGUGAUCAUUGAUUGCGAAUACAGAGAAAGAGGGUGGUGGGUGAUGUCCAAAGACGGUGCUGUGAGGCAAAUGCUUAUGAAUAUUGUCGGAAAUGCUCUUAAAUUUACGGAGAAUGGUUAUGUUCAACUCUCGCUUGCAAGCGUACCAUCCUCUUACCAUACGACGGUGACAUCAAAUGGAGAAUCGGAACGAUUACACGUUCUUUUUACAAUAACUGACACCGGUUGUGGCAUUGACUCAGAUUUUCUCACUACUCAUCUAUUUGAGCCUUUCGCGCAAGAAGAUUCCCUUCAGGUGGGAACGGGUCUGGGGUUGAGUAUCGUGAAGUUGUUGGUUGAGAAGAUGGGGGGAAGAUUGGAUGUUGAGAGUGAAGUAAACGUUGGUACGAGGGUAAAAAUUUGGUUGAACUUUGAAGAAGCUAGUCGUGCCGACAACUCAGAGAGCGAAGAGGAGGAGGAGGUUAGUGCGAGGGAAAUUAGAGAAAAGGAACGAAAGUCCGUAUUGCAGAAAUUCAGUGGAAAGACGGUUGUCUUCAGGAACGUUGACGGAAAACUUCGGGAGGCCACCGAACGACUUCAGAGGGAUUGGUUUGGUGUUAGAAAUAUCAUUUUUGGAGAGGAGUCCAGUGUUAUUGAUGGUGAUUUUAUAGUGAUAAAUAAUGAUCUGGACGCUUUGAAGGAAUUGUUGAUAAGCGACAGCGGUAAGGAACAUAAACAGAAAUCCUCGUGGUUUGAGGCAUCAUUCACUCGCGAAGAAAAAGACAAUUCCAAGUCACCAAUCGCCUUUUGCACCACUUUGGCAAAUCACGGUAGAGUCAGCGAGGCUAUUGAAAGAAUACAAAAUGAGAUUGAAAUGAGCGAGCUGACCAGGCAAAAAAAGCUGGAUAAAAGCAGAAAAGAUGGUCGACGUAAAGUGGUAGUACUUUCGAAACCGAUUGGCCCUCACAAGAUGGAGGCAGCAAUACUGGCAUGUUUCAGUCCAAAGGAAGAUGUUGGAGCUAAUGUGUCAACAUCUCCACAUGACGAAAUUCAUCAUUACCACGAUAAUGGGUCAUCAGAGGACACGCAGUCUCCUCUCGAAACGCCUAUACUCGAACGGACGGAUCCAUUUGACAAUUAUUCACAAUUUCGGACCAUACCUUUAAUUCGUUCCAGCACCAUGCCACACACACCAUCGUCCUCGUCUCCACCUUUCGCCGAAAAAUUUUUGCCCAUACCAGAUUCGCGAUCGCGAGGUUCCCUGACGUCACUUUCGUCGACGUCGGUACCCGAGAUAAAUGCAUUCCCGUCACCGUCCAUACCACCAAAAGUGGAUCCUCGCAGACCGAGAGUACUUGUGGUUGAGGAUAACGCGGUGAAUAGAAAGAUACUGUCGAGCUUCUUGAGAAAACGCGGUAUUGACUUUGAAGAGGCCGAGAAUGGGGCUAUCGGCGUGGAGAAGUAUCGUAAAGCCCUGGAACAGGAAGAUAUCGAGAUCGAUCUGAACAAAGGUUUCGAUAUAGUGUUCAUGGACAUUCAAAUGCCAGUGAUGAACGGAAAUGUAGCAACAUCCGAAAUUCGUAGGAUAGAGAAAGAAUACAGUGAACGAAAGGAGAGGUUGAAAAGGAAAGAGACUGUGAUAAGGAAAUUCAAGAUAAUCCCUGCUACCACAUCAUUUUUGUUAACUUCGUUGUCUUCCACGAGAUUUUCACCAUCAUUCGUAAACGUCACCAAUGACAACAACGCGGCCGAUUUCGACACUAUAAAACCGAUGCAAAAUCGGUGCUUAAUAUUUGCGCUCACCGGUUUAGCUAGUGAUGAGGAUAAAGAUAUUGCAUUUGAGAGUGGGGUUGAUGAAUUCUUGACCAAGCCUGUCAGCUUAAAAACUCUGGACCGAGUGAUUAAGAGGUGGCAUGAUCGCGAGGAAUUUAACGCGCAAGUGCCCAUCGUUGCAUUAUCACCAUCUUCUAACAAAGAUAAAACGGAAAAUGGGCAACAAACAAUGGAUGAUGGCGAAAAAAGGGAUGCACAAGAACAGGAAGAAUUCCGAAAGAGAGGCAUAGUAAGUAUGUGCGACUGUUAG
This is a messenger RNA of Acaulospora colombiana, 4584 nucleotides long. The record is from the annotation of a GenBank genome assembly. Lineage: Eukaryota; Fungi; Glomeromycota; Glomeromycetes; Diversisporales; Acaulosporaceae.